GGGGGCACCGAGUCACCAGGCACAACCGUGGGCUCCGAGUCAACUGGGAUGACCGCUGGCACUGGGUCAGACAUUGGAUCGUCUGGCUGGACAGCGGGCAUCGGGUCACCAGGCAUCAGGUCAUUUGGCUCGACAGCGGGCACCGCGUCAUCUGGCAAGGCAGUGGGCUCCGAGUCAACUGGUAUGACCGCGGGCACUGGGUCAGGACAUUGGAUCGUUCUGGCUGGGACAGCGGGCACUGGGUCACCAGGCAUCAGGUCAUUUGGCUCGACAGCGGGCACCGCGUCAUCUGGCAAGGCAGUGGGCUCGAGUUCAACAGGCACGACAGUGAGCACCGGGGUCACCAGGUACCGGAUUGUCUGGCUCGACAGCGGGCAUCGGGUCACCAGGCAUCAGGUUCAUUUGGCUCGACAGCGGGCACCGGAUCAGGUACCGGAUCAUCUGGAUCAACAGCAGGCAUCGAGUCAACUGGCCUAAUAGGAUCGUCAGGCUGGAUCAGUUCAUCAUGCUGGGUAGAGGCAUCAGGC
Staurois parvus is the source of this 527-nucleotide messenger RNA. The record is from the annotation of a GenBank genome assembly. NCBI's taxonomy places the organism in Eukaryota, Metazoa, Chordata, Amphibia, Anura, Ranidae.